UAAUAAGGGUAUGACUAACGAGGCAAGAAACUUCUCAGUCACGUUUACUACGAAUAUCAGUUGAUAGCGCUGCAUUGUACAAGAUUAAAUUGAGUAUCAGUCAAACUCACUGAGGGGGAUACAGACUCCAAGAUACUCCAUAAGAUUCAGUUCAGAUCAGGAUCAAAGGAGAGCAACCAUAUCUAUAGUAAAAAAUAAUUUACAAAGAUCCAUCAUGAAAGGAACAUAGCAGCUAUAAGCCGAGGUUAAGAGUUUUGUGACGGUUCUUUCUAGCCUUUUUGUUAUGGCGAAUAAGGAGAAGAAAAGACAUGCAUCAUCCGAAUCUACCGAUUCCAGUGAGGUAGACCCCGGGGACUACAUCCCCACCCCUCCGGAUGGGGGUUGGGGAUGGGUGGUAGUGUUCUGUUCGUUUAUGUGCAAUAUCAUUGUGGACGGACUAGGUUACUCCUUUGGAGUUCUUCUUCCCAUGUGGGUUAAUGUUUUCAAAGAAACCAGAGGGAAGGUAUCUUUGGUGGGAUCCCUACUGGUUGGAAUGUAUUUAUGUGCAGGUCCGAUCGUGAGUGGGCUAACUAACAAAUUUGGUUGCCGGGCCGUAACAAUUGCAGGAAGUGUCUUUGCAGCAGUUGCCUUCUUGGCUGCCUCUUUUGCCGACAGUAUAACAGUACUUCUCCUCACCUAUGGGUUUUUAGGGGGUUUGGGAUUUGGGAUGAUAUACCUACCUGCCAUCGUAAUCGUGGGGUAUUACUUUGAAAAGAAACGCGCCAUUGCCACAGGUAUAGCAGUUUGUGGAUCUGGGGUUGGUACGUUCAUUUUCGCUCCCGCUAACGCUAUGAUGCUUCAGGUAUACGACUGGAGAAACUUAGUGAUGAUCCAAGCUGGAAUCGUACUGAAUGCAUGUGUGUUUGGUAUGCUGAUGAGACCCCUUGAACCAACGAAGAAAAUGAAACAAUCACUUAGAAAAAUACAGAUUGAGAAUGCAAGGAAAAAAGCUCUUGGACAACGGAAACGCAACGCACAUUCUGAUUCAAGCGUGCCUGCUGCAGAUACGUUUACUAACCUAAAAGAAGUCAAAAAUAGAAAAGAAAAGGAGGAAACUAAAACAAAAACUUCAUUUAAUGAAAAUUCAAGUGGUAUUCUAAGUGAUUUAAAAGUCCGUGAAAUUCAUCCUAAAAUUGAAAACGGGUACGCCAAGACGCAGGACGGCACCUACCGUUCUGCUCCUCGCUUACACUCCACUCACCACGUGGAGAAAAGCGACUAUUCCCGUCCCAUGUACCGUCAGGACAUCUUCUACAGCGGUAGCAUUUAUAAUAUACCCCAAUUCAAAACGUCUGGAUCAGACGUCAGAGACUACAUCACCAGUACAACAAUUAUACCCGAUAUUUCCUCCACAUCCUGUUGGGACAAUUGCACGUGCCUUCCAUUAUCCGUUGUGGACACUUUAAAAGACAUGAUGGACCUUUCACUUCUUAAAGACUUUUCCUUUGUUAUGAUAUGUGUUGGAAACAUUCUUGCAAUGACUGGGUUUUAUGUUCCUUUUACAUACGUCGUUGACCAUGCUCUAAUCCUAGGUAUUCCUCAAACUGAUGCAGCAUUUUUGCUGUCUAUAAUAGGUAUUACCAACACUGUAGGCAGAAUCCUAUCAGGACUCCUGGUGGACAUUUUUAAAUUGGACGCUCUAGUCAUCAAUAACGUGGCUCUUGUGCUGAGUGCCGUCCUACUCUUCGUGGAACCACUCUGUCACACAUACGAGCUUCUGUGUGCAUUCGCAGCAGUAUAUGGUUUAUGUGUGGCUGCCUAUAUUUCAUUAACAUCGAUCAUUAUUUGUGACUUGCUUGGACUUAGAAAGCUGACCAAUGCCUUUGGACUCCUGACCCUGGCGAGAGGAGUGGCCGGGGUAUAUGGCCCACCUGUAGCUGGAGCUGUAUAUAACGCCAUGGGGUCUUACAACUAUUCCUUCUGGCUCGGGGGACUCAUGUUUGCUGCAGGGGCCGCUUGUCAUCUAGUACUUCAUCUUCCAUGUGUCAAGAGAAGAGGAAAAGAGGACGUCUCUGGUGAGAUCGUCAUCACAGAGGAGAAAGAGGUGAUGUUAGAUAAUCGUGACGAAAGUGUGUAACGGAUGUGAAGAAACUGCCAUAGAGCCUUAAAUCGACAUACAUUUCCGGAAUGAUAGGUGUGAAAUUCAUUUAUUAAUUGCCUAUUAAAGGGUACUGCGAUUUCGAGUAAGAGAUGGAAAAAUCAUUAAUGAAAAUGUGGAUGAUGCGCUGUAUUUCUUAUUCUUAAGUUGUACAUAUUUUGA
This is a messenger RNA of Saccostrea cuccullata (small rock oyster), 2299 nucleotides long. Its product is annotated as monocarboxylate transporter 14-like. The record is from RefSeq and is a predicted model, not a curated record. The coding region runs from base 284 to 2116 and encodes 610 amino acids. Gene Ontology annotation, biological process: monocarboxylic acid transport; transmembrane transport. Gene Ontology annotation, molecular function: monocarboxylic acid transmembrane transporter activity. Lineage: Eukaryota; Metazoa; Mollusca; Bivalvia; Ostreida; Ostreidae. The transcript has 7 exons. Gene Ontology annotation, cellular component: membrane.